Homo sapiens (human) is the source of this 8553-nucleotide messenger RNA. RefSeq names its product TNF receptor superfamily member 11a (gene TNFRSF11A). The transcript is spliced from 10 exons. Gene Ontology annotation, cellular component: membrane; plasma membrane; cell surface. Gene Ontology annotation, biological process: circadian temperature homeostasis; response to insulin; response to lipopolysaccharide. The record is from RefSeq and is a predicted model, not a curated record. Lineage: Eukaryota; Metazoa; Chordata; Mammalia; Primates; Hominidae. Gene Ontology annotation, molecular function: tumor necrosis factor receptor activity; transmembrane signaling receptor activity. Bases 557 to 2299 code for a protein of 580 amino acids.
AUUUAUCAAGUAUUUGAAUAUUUGCUACAUGCCUAGCACUGUUCCAGUCUCCUUAUCACCAGCCAUCUCAGCAAGUUGAUUAAUCUCUCUUGGGAGGAUGCAGGAAGGGAAGGGAAGCCAGGCCUCCAAGCACAGUGCCUGGCACGUAGUAGAUAUUUCACUAGGGCCAAUUCUUCCUAUACCCCCAUUCAUCAAUAGAUAAAUAGAUAAAAGGUGUCCAGGGAUGGGAGAGGUGGUUCUCAAUGUCUAUUGUACAGUCAGAGAUGACUAUGCAGUGUUUGGAAAUAGGAGAAAGUCCUGGUUUUUGGUUUUCAAUAAAAUCUCUAGCCUGCUCCUCAGAGACCGGCAUUGACCUUGCCUGGGAGCUUGUUAGGAAUGUAGUCUCAGGCUCUGUUCCAGACCCAGGGAAUCAGAACCUGCAUUUUAAUAAAAUUUUCAGGUGAUUCUGCGCACAUUGGAGAAGCACUGGAUUUCACCCUGAAGGCUGGGCAGUGAAGGAAGGGAGGGCAGCAGGUGGCUUUGCAGAUCGCUCCUCCAUGUACCAGUGAGAAGCAUUAUGAGCAUCUGGGACGGUGCUGUAACAAAUGUGAACCAGGAAAGUACAUGUCUUCUAAAUGCACUACUACCUCUGACAGUGUAUGUCUGCCCUGUGGCCCGGAUGAAUACUUGGAUAGCUGGAAUGAAGAAGAUAAAUGCUUGCUGCAUAAAGUUUGUGAUACAGGCAAGGCCCUGGUGGCCGUGGUCGCCGGCAACAGCACGACCCCCCGGCGCUGCGCGUGCACGGCUGGGUACCACUGGAGCCAGGACUGCGAGUGCUGCCGCCGCAACACCGAGUGCGCGCCGGGCCUGGGCGCCCAGCACCCGUGUACGGGUUGGAUGUCUCAACAAGGACACAGUGUGCAAACCUUGCCUUGCAGGCUACUUCUCUGAUGCCUUUUCCUCCACGGACAAAUGCAGACCCUGGACCAACUGUACCUUCCUUGGAAAGAGAGUAGAACAUCAUGGGACAGAGAAAUCCGAUGCGGUUUGCAGUUCUUCUCUGCCAGCUAGAAAACCACCAAAUGAACCCCAUGUUUACUUGCCCGGUUUAAUAAUUCUGCUUCUCUUCGCGUCUGUGGCCCUGGUGGCUGCCAUCAUCUUUGGCGUUUGCUAUAGGAAAAAAGGGAAAGCACUCACAGCUAAUUUGUGGCACUGGAUCAAUGAGGCUUGUGGCCGCCUAAGUGGAGAUAAGGAGUCCUCAGGUGACAGUUGUGUCAGUACACACACGGCAAACUUUGGUCAGCAGGGAGCAUGUGAAGGUGUCUUACUGCUGACUCUGGAGGAGAAGACAUUUCCAGAAGAUAUGUGCUACCCAGAUCAAGGUGGUGUCUGUCAGGGCACAUGUGUAGGAGGUGGUCCCUACGCACAAGGCGAAGAUGCCAGGAUGCUCUCAUUGGUCAGCAAGACCGAGAUAGAGGAAGACAGCUUCAGACAGAUGCCCACAGAAGAUGAAUACAUGGACAGGCCCUCCCAGCCCACAGACCAGUUACUGUUCCUCACUGAGCCUGGAAGCAAAUCCACACCUCCUUUCUCUGAACCCCUGGAGGUGGGGGAGAAUGACAGUUUAAGCCAGUGCUUCACGGGGACACAGAGCACAGUGGGUUCAGAAAGCUGCAACUGCACUGAGCCCCUGUGCAGGACUGAUUGGACUCCCAUGUCCUCUGAAAACUACUUGCAAAAAGAGGUGGACAGUGGCCAUUGCCCGCACUGGGCAGCCAGCCCCAGCCCCAACUGGGCAGAUGUCUGCACAGGCUGCCGGAACCCUCCUGGGGAGGACUGUGAACCCCUCGUGGGUUCCCCAAAACGUGGACCCUUGCCCCAGUGCGCCUAUGGCAUGGGCCUUCCCCCUGAAGAAGAAGCCAGCAGGACGGAGGCCAGAGACCAGCCCGAGGAUGGGGCUGAUGGGAGGCUCCCAAGCUCAGCGAGGGCAGGUGCCGGGUCUGGAAGCUCCCCUGGUGGCCAGUCCCCUGCAUCUGGAAAUGUGACUGGAAACAGUAACUCCACGUUCAUCUCCAGCGGGCAGGUGAUGAACUUCAAGGGCGACAUCAUCGUGGUCUACGUCAGCCAGACCUCGCAGGAGGGCGCGGCGGCGGCUGCGGAGCCCAUGGGCCGCCCGGUGCAGGAGGAGACCCUGGCGCGCCGAGACUCCUUCGCGGGGAACGGCCCGCGCUUCCCGGACCCGUGCGGCGGCCCCGAGGGGCUGCGGGAGCCGGAGAAGGCCUCGAGGCCGGUGCAGGAGCAAGGCGGGGCCAAGGCUUGAGCGCCCCCCAUGGCUGGGAGCCCGAAGCUCGGAGCCAGGGCUCGCGAGGGCAGCACCGCAGCCUCUGCCCCAGCCCCGGCCACCCAGGGAUCGAUCGGUACAGUCGAGGAAGACCACCCGGCAUUCUCUGCCCACUUUGCCUUCCAGGAAAUGGGCUUUUCAGGAAGUGAAUUGAUGAGGACUGUCCCCAUGCCCACGGAUGCUCAGCAGCCCGCCGCACUGGGGCAGAUGUCUCCCCUGCCACUCCUCAAACUCGCAGCAGUAAUUUGUGGCACUAUGACAGCUAUUUUUAUGACUAUCCUGUUCUGUGGGGGGGGGGGUCUGUUUUCCCCCCAUAUUUGUAUUCCUUUUCAUAACUUUUCUUGAUAUCUUUCCUCCCUCUUUUUUAAUGUAAAGGUUUUCUCAAAAAUUCUCCUAAAGGUGAGGGUCUCUUUCUUUUCUCUUUUCCUUUUUUUUUUCUUUUUUUGGCAACCUGGCUCUGGCCCAGGCUAGAGUGCAGUGGUGCGAUUAUAGCCCGGUGCAGCCUCUAACUCCUGGGCUCAAGCAAUCCAAGUGAUCCUCCCACCUCAACCUUCGGAGUAGCUGGGAUCACAGCUGCAGGCCACGCCCAGCUUCCUCCCCCCGACUCCCCCCCCAGAGACACGGUCCCACCAUGUUACCCAGCCUGGUCUCAAACUCCCCAGCUAAAGCAGUCCUCCAGCCUCGGCCUCCCAAAGUACUGGGAUUACAGGCGUGAGCCCCCACGCUGGCCUGCUUUACGUAUUUUCUUUUGUGCCCCUGCUCACAGUGUUUUAGAGAUGGCUUUCCCAGUGUGUGUUCAUUGUAAACACUUUUGGGAAAGGGCUAAACAUGUGAGGCCUGGAGAUAGUUGCUAAGUUGCUAGGAACAUGUGGUGGGACUUUCAUAUUCUGAAAAAUGUUCUAUAUUCUCAUUUUUCUAAAAGAAAGAAAAAAGGAAACCCGAUUUAUUUCUCCUGAAUCUUUUUAAGUUUGUGUCGUUCCUUAAGCAGAACUAAGCUCAGUAUGUGACCUUACCCGCUAGGUGGUUAAUUUAUCCAUGCUGGCAGAGGCACUCAGGUACUUGGUAAGCAAAUUUCUAAAACUCCAAGUUGCUGCAGCUUGGCAUUCUUCUUAUUCUAGAGGUCUCUCUGGAAAAGAUGGAGAAAAUGAACAGGACAUGGGGCUCCUGGAAAGAAAGGGCCCGGGAAGUUCAAGGAAGAAUAAAGUUGAAAUUUUAAUUUGCAUUUUUUUUGUCUAGAUAAGAAUAGCGUGAAUAGAUCCUCUUUUAUUCGUAAAUAAUCGUGCAUCUGUGGGUUAGCCUUGUAGAAGUGGAAAACAUUCCAUUUUCCAAUGCAUUUAAAUGUAAAGCCAAAUCUGCAUGUUGUGAAUUUAAGAAAACUUAUUAUCCUAAAGGUGCCUUUCUCUUGGCAUCAUCCCGCUUGUGAGAAGCCUAGAGGACGCUCCAGGUGGAAGGAAAUCCCCUGGGUGGUUUUAUCUUUUGUUACCCAGUGAGCACUGGUUCCCCGCAAAUACUGGGGAAAAGCAAAAAUACACAAGCAAGUUAAAAUUAAUUUUGCACAUCUGGGAGGUUAUAAAAGAAAGCACUAAUAGUAGUCACUGCCCAGACUUUACUGGCCACAAAUGCCCAGCUGAAGAGCAUGACUGUGGAUCACUGGUUUUUCCCUCCUGCUGGAAAUGCUGGGGUGGUAGCGGUCGAUUAGGAUUUUCAGUGGAGAAGCACAGGACAGUUCUGUAAUUUAUGGGACUCCUUAGCCAACAUAAAGAACUGCAGGAAAUAACUGCACAGCCAGGAGGAUCCGUUGGUGGGAAUUUACCGUCAUUCCUGCCCUUUUAUUUAACAUCAUCCACAGAGAGAUGUUAUACAAAUGGAGGAAACCAUUAUACCUUUUGAUAUGGAAUAUAUUACAGAGUUACAGUUCACAAAGUAGAAUGCUGAGCUGAAAACCCGAGUUUCUGCUGUGACUGUCAUCUCACUGAGCACUUCGCUUUUCUUUGCUUUUAUUUUUUCCUUCUAUAAAAAGGCAAUAAUGAUAAUUUAUAAUAGUUUCCCUACCCAGAGAUAUUAGAAGUAUGCUACAGUGAAUGUUAAAGUACCUUGAGAUCCUUAAAUCAAAGGUGCUAUAUACAUAAGUAAGACUCUACUUUCAGAAAAAGGUAAUAUUAUUUCCUGCACUGAUCCCUACUAAUUCUAUAUUGAUCCAAAGGCAACUCAAUGCUAAAAAAUGUAUAGAAAAUAUAAGUCUGUGUCUGUGUACUGUAGAGAUGUAUGUGACAAGUGUAAACAAAAUGAACUGAAGCAGUAAUGAACAGUUAUUAGGGGGAACAUGAUAAAGAGAUUAUAUUAAGCUUAUGUUUCACCAUAAAAUCCUUUUUAUGGCUUACUAAAACCGAGCUCACUGUAAAAUCAUGAUCCAACUUAUUGCUAAUCUUUAUGAUAUGCUUAUUCCUAAUCUUUAUGGUAUGGUGUCAACCGUUCAUUUGUAUCUUAUUGCUCAUUCCCUGGACCACAGACUAGGGACAGAAAAUACUUGCUUUAAUAAUAUAUAUGCUGUUGAUUUCACAAAAAUUUAUUAAAAUACAGCCUGGGUACCCAGUGAAAGAGCUGAAAUGGAAAUGGAGUAUCAUGUUUCCUACUCACAUUUUACUCAGCUGUCGGAAGGAAGAAUGAAUUUCUCAAGAGCAGUUUGAAUGUGUUAGAUCAGAACCUUCAUGUGGUGGGGAAAAUGGGAUUAUUUCAGUGUAACAAACCACCCAAAGACUUAGUGGCUUAAAAUAGUCACCAUUGGCCAGGCACAGCGGUUCAUGCCUCCCAGUGCUUUGGGAGGCCAAGGCAGGAGGAUCACUUGAGGACAGUAGUUAGAGAUCAAACUGGGCAAUGGAGUGAGACCUCGUCUCUACAAAAAAUACAAAACUUAUCUGGGCACGGUGGUGUGCACCUGCAGUCCUGGCUACUCAGGAGGCUGAGGCAGGAGGAUGCUUGAGUCCAGGAGUUCAAGGUUACUGUGAGCUUUGAUUGGGUCAGUGCACUCCAGUGUAAAAAAACAAAAAUAAAAACCACCACUUAUUUAGCUCCCAAUUCUAUGGGUUGGAUCAGCUUGGGUGGUUCUUCAGGCCUGGUCCCUCCUGGCCUGGUUUGCUUACCCAUUUACAAUGACCCGGCUAGUUGGCCGGGCCAGGCUGUGUGCUCUCCACCUGUCUCCCAUCCUUCCAGCCACCUAGCUGGGCAUGCUCUCAUGGUGGUGUCGAGCCUGAGAACAAGCAGAAACCUGCCAGGCUUCUUGAGGCCUAGGCUCUAACUGGCAUGCUGUCACUUCUGCCACAUUCUGUGGGCCAAAGCAGGUCACAAAGGCAGCCCAGAUCCAAGGGAUGGGGGAGCAGCAUAUCCCCCCAUGGGAAGAGUUGCGGAAUGAGAGGGUAGGGGGUGGACACACAGAGGGGAAGAUGGCCCCCUUGCCAUCUGUCCACCACAGGGCACUGCGUGGAGUAAAAUGCUGCAGAGAAGAGUGCAUUCUGGGAAAAAAAGAGGAACAUAUCCCAGCCCCUAACCAGUGAGUAGCUCCUUCUCUGGUGAUUGAAUUCCCUUAAUGCACAGCACUAUAGAUUCCCACAAUGAAAGGGACACCCACGUUCAUAUUUAAGUGCUGUGUCAAAAUUCUUUCCAGAGCCAAAUAUAGGUGAUUUGGGAAUUGAGCCUACUGUACUGCUUCCACAUUCCUUUGGCACAGAAAACUGAAAAGUCACAACUUCUAAAAUCAAGAAAACUGGUGAGAUACCUUGGGGUAGAGAAACCUGCAUAUAAACAGAUAAAAGAUCGAGUGUUCACCCUUCACCUCAGCUCAACAAACAAACUCUUGUUACGAUUAUACAAGGGUGAGCUUGAGCAAAGGUGCUGUCUUUGGUGGAAGAAACGUAGUUUUGAGUUGUUUGCUCUUUGACAGUCUCUGAUGGCAUGUGAGUCUGGUGCAUUGCUGUGGGCUGCGCUGGGCACAAGUUGCAUAACCCGCUUUUGGAAGAGGAGACAAAGCAUUCAAAGCCCUAAACACUCUGUUGGUGAAUCAUCAUGUUUAUUGAGUGUGCUUUUAGUGGCAGGGCCCUGAGCACCUGGGAAAGGAGAUGAGGAGCGCUGGAGGGUUCGGAGCAGAGAAGACGAGACAAUGCUCUGCUCCAAGCGCCAGAGGAGGCUUCUGGGAAGGGGCUGUCUGUGGAAUUUCUGACCCCCAGAGCCCUGCUGGUGAAGUCUUGCAACCACUAAAGCUUUGCCAGAGAAGAGGAGGGACCUGACACUGGGCAGUGGCGGUGCCAGCAGUGAGCACAGGCGGGGUCUAGGUGGGAUCACUGAAGCCAAGCCAAGUGGUGCAGGGGGAGCCGCCCUGGACCAACACCCCCAUGGCUGCCCCACUGCGGAACUGCCUACUGCGGCAAAACAAUCCUAUGUCCCCCAAGGUUUCAACAAAGAGGAGGACCGAAUAAAUGUCCCAGUGGGCAGGCACACCCACAAGACUUGCUGCUCCUCCUGACCCACCCGCAUGGCUCUGCACAGCUGUGAGUCCAGUUUUCUCUCUUCCUACCUCCCUCUUACCCAGUUAUCCUGACCCCAGGGUGAGGUUGAAACUCAUGCUAGGCUAACAUCUCUUUCCUUCAUCCCAUUCAUAAAACUGGCAUACAGGAAUGUUUUAAAAAAAUCUUUAAGAUUACCAGGAGUAUAAAAGUUAAAAUGACAAAAUUACAGGCCUGUUACCAGAUCUUCGUACUAACCAAGGAGCUGGUGACACUACCCUCUUCCCUGUGUGAUAGAAAAUGCAGACGUUUUGCAGGCAGACCUGGUUCAUGACUCAGCGCUGUGACUUGUGGACUUAUCUUGUGCAGCUACAUCACUUCUUAGCCUUGUUUUCAACAUGCGUAAGCAGAAGGUACUAAUAUUAGUCUUUAGGGCUGGUUUGAGGAUGACGUGAGAUGAGAGACAACCAAGCACUCACUGGCAGUUCCUAGAAGAUUCCAGUAGUAGAGAUCUGACUGUCCUACACUACUUUCCCUCCCUGUCUCUGACACUUGUUCAUUCCUGGGCUCAGGAGCCAUCUCAGUCAUCAUGUCGGACCACGUAACUAUAACCAAGCUCUGCUGCCCACCUGGGACACCUUCCCACUCUUUGCAACUAGGUCGGAGGGACGCACCUUCUCCACAGUUGACAGGACUGUUAUGGUUGACCCAAAAGUUGUCAUCUUCUGACAUGACACACUGAGGGAAGUAGACUUACCCAAUAUAACUUCACAUUAUACUGUCUUAAAAGACUAUGAUUAAAAUGGGCAUCAGUGUAGGCAACAUGUAGGGCGCAAAGAAUAGCCAGAUGUGAAGGUUGAAAGGCUAUGUGGGCUAGUUUGUCAUGGUAUUCCUGGUGCCUCUCCCCGUUUGGGAAGAAUAACACAUUGACCACCGGCUCAGAGGAGGUGGCAUUAUAGGUCCAGGCCCCUUCAGGAGGGCACUGGAGUCAAUGAAAGCUUUUGCUCUCACCCAGGCUCUUGGUUUCUCACGGGCAGGGGUAGCCCAGGAAACAAAGGCUGUAUAGACUUUAAGUCGUGAGAAAAACGACAUUCUUAUGGUGAGGCUCUUAGAGACUGUCUCCAUUUAAGCAGCAGCAGUAAAACAUCUUACCCUAAAAUGAAGAAGCAAAUCCAUUUUUAUUGGCUUUUAUAGCCUCUCUCUUUCAAUGACAAAGAAACCAUUAAAAUGAAUGUUUAAAGUUCUUAGAAGAGCUUUCUCUAAAUAUUUACUCUGUCAGUGGAAAAAUAAACAUUUUUUACAUCGGGUCUAUUGAGUUUGUUAUAUACAGUAAAAUUCACCCUUUUUAGAUAUAUAGUUUUAUGAGUUUUAACAAAAAUACAUAGUUGUGUAACCACCACCAUCACAAUCAAGAUAUAGAAUAUUUCAACAUCCCAAAGUUCCCAUUUCCCUUUUCAGUCAAUCCCUUCCCCACUACCCCUAGCCCCUGGCAACCAUUAUCUGUUCUCUCUUCCCAUAGUUUCACCUUUUCCAAUUUGUCGUGUAGAGUUACACAGCUCAUAGCCAUUUGAGUCUGGCUUCUUUCCACAUAAUGUCCUUGAGAUCCAUCGGUGGGUACACCAGUAGUUCCAUUUUUUUUCUGAGUAGUAGUCCAUUGUAUGGAUGUACUGCGGUUUAUUCACCAACAUAUGGGUUCUUUCCUGUUUGGGGAGAUUACAAAUAAAGCUACUAUAAAAA